Molecule: messenger RNA, 1452 nt
Organism: Aspergillus brunneoviolaceus CBS 621.78
Lineage: Eukaryota; Fungi; Ascomycota; Eurotiomycetes; Eurotiales; Aspergillaceae
Product: putative MFS monocarboxylate transporter (Mct)
Exons: 4
Coding region: 1-1452 (483 amino acids)
Biological process (GO): transmembrane transport
Cellular component (GO): fungal-type vacuole membrane
Molecular function (GO): transmembrane transporter activity
Source: RefSeq, a predicted model, not a curated record
AUGCAACGGCACGAGUUUGACCUUCCCAGUGAGCUUCCCGCAGAAGACAUCAAUGAACUAUAUCACAGCCAUGGAUCGACUUCAACAACAACGCAGGUCGACGUUGAAGCUGACAAGGACGAGCUUGUCAGCGGGCGACAACAUCCUCUCGAGGCAGGGCAAGAAGGAAGCAGCAACACGAGCGAUUCAGUGGAGAAGAUAGGCGCUGCCGCGGCCACGACGCAGCUGGCACAAGGGCCCAAGGGAGCUCCAGAUGGUGGGAUGGAGGCCUGGCUCACUGUUCUGGGUGGCUUCUGCGCUAUGUUCGUCAGCUUCGGCUGGGUCAACUGCAUGGGCAUUUUCAUCGAUUAUUACAAGACACACCAGUUGCAGGACGAGUCCACCAGCACUGUGACAUGGGUCACGUCUCUGAUGACCUUCAUGAUGUUUUUCGGGGGCCCCUUCGUCGGGAUCCUCUUCGACAACUUCGGACCCCGAUACAUCGUGCUCGCCGGCACCUUCUUCCACGUCUUCGGACUCAUGAUGAUCUCCAUCUCCACGGAGUACUACCAGUUCCUGCUCGCCCAGGGCCUGUGCAGCCCGAUCGGCACCAGCGCGCUCUUCCACUGCAGCAUCAACUCCAUCAGCACCUGGUUCGGGCGGCGGCGCGCGCUCGCGCUCGGCAUCGCCACCAGCGGCGCCAGCCUGGGGGGCGUCAUCCUCCCGAUCAUGCUCACCCGGCUCUUCGACCAGCUCGACUUCGGCUGGGCGGUGCGCAUCUGCGCCUUCCUGAUCCUGUUCUGCCUGGUCAUCGCCAACUGCACCCUGAAGUCGCGGCUCCAGCACCGCCGCAAGCCGUUCCACUUCCUCGACUUCGUGCGGCCCCUCCGCGAGGUCCCCUUCCUGCUCACCACCGCCGGCACCUUCUGCUUCUUCUGGGGCAUGUUCCUCCCCUUCAGCUUCAUCCCCAGCCAGGCGCAGAAGAACGGCAUGUCGGCCUCGCUGGCAUCGUACCUGAUCCCCAUCAUGAAUGCCGCUAGCACCCCAGGCCGCAUCAUCCCGCCCUACCUAGCGGACCUGUUCGGCCGCUUCAACCUGAUGAUCCUCAUGACGUUCCUGUCCGUCGUCCUCGUGCUGGGCCUCUGGCUCCCCACGCACGGCAAUGUCCCCUCCAUCUGCUUCAGCGCCCUGUACGGCUUCAGCUCGGGCACCGCCGUCUCCCUGGCCCCCGCGCUCGUCGCCCAGAUCUCCGAGAUCCGCGAGAUCGGCGUCCGCAGCGGCACGUACUUCUUCCUCGUCAGCUUCGCCGCCCUGACCGGCACCCCGAUCGCGGGCGCCCUGCUCCCGGACCCCUUGCACGGGUCGUAUCUCAAGCUGAAUGUCUUCUGUGCGGUGGUGAUGUUCUCCGGGGUGGUGUUUUAUUGCUUGGCCAAGUUGUGGAUUAGUGAGGGGAGGGUGGUGAGGAAGGUUUAA